Messenger RNA from Acromyrmex echinatior (Panamanian leafcutter ant), 1140 nucleotides. RefSeq names its product 4-vinylanisole receptor-like. Gene Ontology annotation, molecular function: odorant binding; olfactory receptor activity. Gene Ontology annotation, cellular component: plasma membrane. The record is from RefSeq and is a predicted model, not a curated record. Gene Ontology annotation, biological process: sensory perception of smell; detection of chemical stimulus involved in sensory perception of smell. NCBI's taxonomy places the organism in Eukaryota, Metazoa, Arthropoda, Insecta, Hymenoptera, Formicidae.
AAGUAUGUAAAGAAAGUGAAAGAUUGUUACAUUCUUUUAUAAUUAUAAGCGAGCUCAAAAGACAAGUCCCCAAGUUUCCCACAGGAUAUUCCACGACAUUUUGACGAUAAUGUCCCAGGAUCGGAGCGAAUGCGUGACUGAAUGGGCCAUCUAUUCAAUGUCAAGGACAACCGAUGUAUCGCAUCGGUCUUCCAACUUGAUCAUUGGCCUUUAUUCGAUGUCAGUGUUUAUUUAUGGUACUGGCGUACUCGUUGCUCACUCUGACGAGUCCGACGAACAACUUGCGGUGCAUGCGCGAGAAUUGUUUCUUAAGAUGGAGCUACCCUUCGAGUCUAAUGCCUCCCCUACGUACGAGCUCGUAAUGAUCACGCAGUUUUUCCACCAGCUCUCAGCAGCCACAAUAGUCGGUGUAAUUAAUGCCUUAAUUGUCUCACUGAUUCUUCACGUAGGUGGGCAAAUCGAUAUAAUGUGCCAAGGGUUGGUAGAAAUCUCUUCAGACGAUACAUUCGACUUGCAAACCUCGACCAUCAAAGCUCUAAUACGUCGACAUCAAAGAAUUAUCUCACUCUCAGCCGAUAUUGAGACUCUUUUUUCAUAUAUAGCUCUGAUGCAAUUCCUGUGGAACACUUUGGUCAUCUGCUGUCUCGGAUUUCUAAUUGUGACUUCGAUCGGCGACACGCAAGGAUCGACAAUGUUGAUUAAAUCCCUCUUUUUUUACGUUGUUAUCACUUUGGAGGCAUUCAUAUUUUGUUAUGCUGGAGAAUAUCUUAGUGACAAGGGCAGAAUGAUCGGCAAUGCAGCGUACGAAACUAAGUGGUACAAAUUAAAUCCCACGCAGAGUCGUAUUUUAUUAUUGCUAAUUUUAAGAUCACAAAGAAAGUUAACUAUUACGAUCGGAAAAUUUAUGGAGCUCUCUCUAGAACGUUUUACAACAAUUAUUAAGGCAUCAGCGUCUUAUGUAUCCGUGCUGCAUGCUAUGUCUUGAAAGCCAUGUAUAGAAAAAGCAAUACUUUUUGUAUGUUUAUGUAGCUAUUGUGUUAUAAGAAACGCGAUAUCUCGCGAAUUCUAGUAACUCAUUAGCUUUCCACGAACAUGAAUGCUCUAAUGUAAAAAUAUAUUAAUAUAUCUCAUUCAAUUUAA